AUGCUGCGAAGAUCGAUAAAAGGUGUUCCAAAGUGGGCUCGAAGGCAAGAUAACUUGAUCAUGCUUCAUGUAGAGCUGCGAACAAAGAGCACAAUACGAUUCUCCACAUUGAAGGCUUCGAGGAGCCGGGAAAACGUACAAUGGGAUAUGUACAUGCUCAUCAGAGAUGAUGGAGAGCGUCGACUUCGAACCGAAAUCCACCUUCGCAAGAUCCGCUGCCAGCUCUAUGUCAGAGAAGGCACGCAGGCAGAGAGCAAGCAGGGGAUUUCUCUGCUUGAACAUGUCCCUGUUUGGGAUAUUCUGACACCAAAAAACCCUGAGCUUUUGAGCCGCAACCCCUCAGCUUCACUUUCCAUACUAAUUAGUUAG
Molecule: messenger RNA, 369 nt
Organism: Pseudocercospora fijiensis CIRAD86
Lineage: Eukaryota; Fungi; Ascomycota; Dothideomycetes; Mycosphaerellales; Mycosphaerellaceae
Exons: 7
Coding region: 1-369 (122 amino acids)
Source: RefSeq, a predicted model, not a curated record